AAGGCACGUAGUAAUUGUCACUUCAGUGGCGACUACAUUAUAAUUUAAAGUUUUCAUCUAUGGCACGCUCGUUCGUCUUAAUUUCGAUACUGCUCUUUGUACUAAAGUACGCUAAGGCCGAUAUAGACGAAACAUGGCCGUUACGAGAACAUAGAGGCGCAUGGAUUGCCACAGUCGAUAAUAUUGAUUGGCCUCUUACACGAACAUCUUCUGUCCGCGAACAGAAAAACCAGUUGAAAUACCUGAUCGGACAACUUCAUCUGGCCAGAUUGAACGCAGUGUAUUUUCAGGUAAGACCAACUGGUGAUGCGUUAUAUAAUUCUGCCAUCGAACCAUGGAGUAGAUACAUGACGGGUGAAGAGGGCACAGCUCCAUCACCACUAUGGGAUCCUUUACGAUUCGUAAUAGACAUUUGCCGUGCUUUGGGAAUUGAAGUUCAUGCGUGGAUCAACCCGUAUCGAGCAAACUUAUCGCCACACACAGAUAAUGUAGCGGAAAAUCACAUGGCGCGUUUGUUUCCCGAAUAUGCAUAUGUGUACGGUACCUACAUGUGGAUGGAUCCAGGUGCAGAAGUAGUACAAAAUAGAACAACUCAAGUUGCAUUGGACCUGGUUAGGAGAUACGAUUUGGCCGGGUUACACAUGGACGAUUACUUUUAUCCGUACCCCGUUGUUGGAUGGACAUUCCCAGAUGAUCACACCUACGAAGCUUAUUUGUCAACAGGUGGAUCGAUGGAUAGAGACGACUGGAGGAGAGACAAUGUUAAUACGCUUGUUCGUCGAUUACAUACAGAGAUUCAUCUGAUUAAGCCAUGGGUGAAAUUUUCCGUAUCCCCAUUCGGUCUGUAUCGUCCAGGUCAUCCAGAAGGCAUGCCUUCACCAAUAGCAGGUUUUGAUCAAUUUUCUCAAAUCUACUGCGACCCGAAACUGUGGCUGCAACAAGGCUGGAUUGACAUACUCCAACCACAACUGUACUGGAAAAUAGAACCACCUGCGCAAAGCUAUCCAGUUUUGUUGGACUGGUGGAUUUCUGAUAAUCAAAAUCCCAGAGUUAUUCCAGUAAUGGCAGGGAAUUAUUUGAGUCGUAUCGAUUUCGAUGGAUGGCCUCUGGAAGAAAUUCGUCAACAGGUUAUCAUCUCUCGUGAGCCAGAAAACCGGUCAAGAGGUUCCUUGGGUAACAUUAUGUUUAGCGCCAAAAUGUUCCGCGACAACAUCGAAGGAACGGUAGACUUUUUCGCUAAUUACAUUUACCCGCAUCCGGCUUUGCAACCCGAAUUCCAAUGGCUCGCUGCAAACUCUUCAAGCGUUCCGAUUUCCGCUCCAGAAAUUCAUUUCACUAGUACAGGACGAUUGUACGUCACAUGGGAUACGACAUCCGAAUCCGAGUCUAAAUUUAUUCAUCAAGCUGCAAUUUACAAAUGGAUGGCCGAUGCUUGGAGUCUUUUUACAGUUUGUCCAACGAGCGGUGAAGUAGCAAAUGAAGAAAUUGGAUUGGAAUUGGAAAGUGGUCAGUAUGUUGCUACACUAAUUGAUCGUUUUGGGCGUGAAAGCAUUCGCCAAUAUUUUAAAGUCUAAAAGAAUGGAGUUUAAGAAGAAUUAAUACACAUUGACCGAUUUUCAUA
This is a messenger RNA of Bradysia coprophila, 1621 nucleotides long. RefSeq names its product glycosyl hydrolase YngK-like. NCBI's taxonomy places the organism in Eukaryota, Metazoa, Arthropoda, Insecta, Diptera, Sciaridae. The record is from RefSeq and is a predicted model, not a curated record.